AUGGCCAAUGACUUAAGUCAAGACCUCCCGAAUGGACCUCUCAGUGCCCGAAGCAGAGAUGGUUACACAGAGGUACCUGAAAGAAGGUGCUCGGGAGAUGAAAGCAUCACAAGCUCUGAUCGGGUCCGAAGACUCAAGGCGAUUCCACGUCAUUCGGAUGUCUGCGAAGAAACACUUCGUUUGCAGAAGAAGAAGCAACGAAGAAGCAUCAGCGAGGCUUCCAAAGCCUCUGUCAUUGCCAGUCUGAAGAGAAGUCGGUUUUGCAAGAACUUGGACCGGGAUGUGGUGGAAGCUCUUUGCAAAGACCUGGAGUACUACGCCUUCUCAGCUGGGGAGGUCAUCGUGCGUCAGGGUGAGGAGGGGGAUCAUUUGUUCAUCGUGGAGGUUGGCCUCCUUGAAGUGUCCAUCCACGGACGUCCCACCAAUGACAUGGUUGCAGGACAAGCCUUUGGCUGCACUGCGCUCCUUUACAAUGUGCCACGUACUGCCACGGUGACUGCCAAGGAGGAUUCAGGCCUCUGGGCGCUGGGAGGUGGCACCUUUCGCAAGCUACUGCGAGAUCAUGCUGAAAGACAUCAAGCUCAACAUCUGCAUCUUCUGGAGCGAAUCCAUAUCUUAGAUGGUUUGUCAAAUGUGCAGAAGGUGAAUGUUGGUGCAGUGGCUUUGUUAGAUGAGAGCUUCACAUCAGGACAUUUGGUGGCGUCAGAGGGGGAGGAAUGUCGGCGAUUGUACCUGGUGAAGAGUGGAGCUCUCCAGUUAGUUCAAGGUGGAGAGCGUGAAGGUACCCACUGGCUGGGCGGCACGCCGAUCAAAGAGGUGGGCACGGGGGGUGUCUUCGGUGAGGACUACCUGAGGAUAGAUGCUUCACACACUCUAGAGGGCAACUUGGUGGCUGUCGGUGACACGAGCCUGGUCUGUGUCCUCAUUGAGAAACUGGCUUCGGUAUUAGGCGAGCAUGUUGAACUGCAGUUGGAGAAAGCCUUUGUUGGCCUCUCAUUGCGGCGGACGCCUUGGUUUGACAGCUUCCCUCGGCCACGUCAGCAGUGCAUCAUGAGCAACCAGGUCAAGGUGAUCAGUUGCCCACCUGGAGCCGCAGUCCGAGAUCUUGAGAGGGUCAGCUCGAUGCCUUACUAUGCUUUGGUCUUGGAGGGGAGCUUCGUUGCGGGUGAAGUCACCCUCAGGCGAGGCCAAAGCUGUCAAUCUGUGGCUGUCGAACGCCUCGAGUUCUUUUGCAGUUCUUCGACGGAGCUGAACCGCGGGCCAAGCCUGGCCGGUGAGUCCAUUCGGCCUGAGGAGCUGAUCGCAGGCCCUGACCACGGCAGGUUGGCCUUGGUCCCACUUGAGGGUGUUGCCAGAUGUCUUUGCGGUGAAGAGGAUCUUCCAUCCGAUUUGACCCAACACAUUUGCCAGGUACUCAUGAUCAUGAGGCUGCCAUUGCUGAAGCGCCUGGCCGACUUCCAGAUGUCGGCUGUAGCCCGUGCACUGGUCGCCUCCUCCAACUGGAAAGCUGGAGAGAUCGUUUUCGAUCAAGGAGAACUUGAUGCGGAUAAGUUCUACAUCAUUGUGAAGGGUGGAGUUCGUGUUGACCGGGAUGGCACGCUGCUCCGGGAGCUGCGCAGGGGCGCCUGCUUCGGGGAGCGUGCGCUGCUCUUCAGCGAGCCCCGCUCGGCCAAGGUUACUGUGACAGAACCAGACACGCAGUUCUGGAGUGCCGACCGUAACGUCUUUGAAAAGUAUGUGACCAAAAAUAUGCGAGAUGACUUGCGCGAACGUGCAAAGUUGCAAGACUGGACUCUAUCCUUAAAGACUCUCAGGCACGUCAGGAGCAUUGGGGUGGGCUCCUUUGGCUCAGUGCGCAUGGUGGAGCACGUGAAGACCGGCGCUCGAUAUGCUCUGAAGCGCAUCAAGAAGGUGGAUGGAAAGGUGCCUGAGGAGGUGCAGGAAGAGUGUAAACUUCUUUCGGCCGUGAGUCAUCCCUUUGUGCUUCAGAUGGUGAAGUCCUUUGAGACAGACAAAGGGAUCUAUAUCCUCACUGAGCUCAUCACGGGUGGUCAACUCUACGAACAGAUGAGGGACAAGAUGGGUGCUGUCAGCAGGCGACAUGCACAGUUCUAUAUUGGCUCCCUAGUUCUCAUUUUGGAGGCUUUGCAUAUCAAUGGCGUCGCCUACAGAGAUCUGAAGCCUGAAAAUGUGAUGCUGGAUUCACAGGGCUACUUGAAGCUGGUGGACUUUGGCUUAGCCAAAGAUCUGAUGGACGGCAGCAAGACUUUUACCGUCGUGGGCACUGUCAGCUACAUGGCACCUGAAAUUUUUGGUGGCACGGGCUACAGCCUUGAAGCCGAUUUUUGGUCCUUGGGCGUUCUGCUGUAUGAGAUGGUCUGUGGGAGACUCCCUUUCGGCAAUGAGUGCCUGGAAGAAGACCAUAUCAUUGGUGCCAUCAUGGAGGAGGAGUUGGUCUUUCCGCCAAAGUACAAUGACAAUGCAGGCAAGAAUCUGAUAGAGCGGUUUUUAGUGAAGAAUCCUGCAGAGCGCAUCGGAAGCAAUGAUGGCUGGGCAGAAGUCAAGGACCACAAGUUCUUCAAGGUGGUGAAAGGGGAUCUCUUCACCCAGAUUCUGAGCCGAGAGAUGAGUCCUCCACUUCUGCCCGAAGGGGAGGAGUACUCGAAAGAGGAAUUCUUGAGUGAGAUCAUAACCCUCAGCGAUGCCGAAGAGCUGGCUGAUGGAGAAUUGCUGAGAGCGCAGGAGCAUGCCAAGGCCGCCUGGGAAAAAUUGGACGUUGAAAAGAGAGGAGUCGUCCCAAGUGAAGAGCUUGCUAUGAUUCUUGCAACUGCAGAGAUUGAUAUGACCAGGAGGCAGAUUGAUGCUUUAGUGGAGGCGGUGGACACCAAAGCAGAUGGCAUCACAUUUACCACAUUCUGCGCAUUCUUGGAGCACAGUGAGUUGGAUGCGGCUGCAGUGCUUCGUGCGCUUGAGUCCAAGUAG
Molecule: messenger RNA, 2982 nt
Organism: Durusdinium trenchii
Lineage: Eukaryota; Dinophyceae; Suessiales; Symbiodiniaceae
Source: the annotation of a GenBank genome assembly